GUUCAAGGUCGUCCGGUGUUCAUUAUCAAGAAUUUAGAUAUAAAUCUCCGUGACGUCGGUGCGAAUGUGCGCGAAACCCGCAUGCACGAAAACCUUUGCUGUAACACCGGCACAAUAACAUUCGUUUGUUGUUGUUGUUUAAAAGAUAUUGCGCGAAUUGAGUCUCGGGAUUGUUUUGGAGUGCGAUAUUAUUUUCGGGACAAGGAACGACAACAUAAUAUUGAUGUUUUGGUUGCCAUUUUGCUGAAAAGUCUGUACCGUCGCGCGAUUGGUCGACUUGGCGUUCGCGCACGCACGAUUGGUUAAUCUCCAGUCGACGCUGUACAUGUGACCUUUGAGUGUCUCCCGUUUUUUGGCGAAAAUCGUCAAAUAUCGUCGGAAAUUGUCGAAAUAUCGUGUGCCCCUCGCUUCCUUGACCGUUCGGCGACCGUUUGCGACAAGUUUUAGCGAGUGUCAUCGCCGAUUCGACCGUACGACCGAUUAUUGUCGAAUCAUUAUCAUGGUGUCCUGACUAUGAGUGGCAUGUGUUAUAUUUUUAAAUAGAUAUUGGUGUUUUCAAGGUUUUCGGUGAGUAUCGUUUCGCUUCCUACAUCAGUUUCGGAUGGCCCGCCGUGAUUUUCGCACAGUCUCGAUGCACGUCAUGCAGGCCAUAGCGAUGGGUGAUUACAUACCCACCGACUUCAAUCUCGAUCCCGGAAUAACAAUCAAACAAGAACCUAUAGCAAAUGAAUCGAACAUAAUGAUCACGUCCGCCAGUGUGCCCAUCCCUUUGCGAAGGGAUCCACCAGAAUAUAAGGAAUAUGUAUAUGAUAUGGAAAAUUCUCAGACACCCUUAUAUGGAUCUAUAGGCUUCACUAAUGACCAAACAUUCUCACCUACCAACACUUACGACACAUCGUCCACCUGGGGCAACCGGGUCUUGAAUAACGACGAAAUGCUCAAAUCAGAGGCGCUCAUUCACAUGGACGAAGACGACAUUUUCCAAGUGGACAAAGCUGACUUGUUCCAAGGUCCCACCCUGGCCGAACUGAACGCCAACGACGAGAAUCUUUUGGGCGAUUUCAACUUUGACGACUUGCUGUUGCCCAACGACUUGAAUUAUGCGACGUUGGACAGGGGGGCCAACUUGUUUGGUCAAAACAGUAUCAACCAAUUUAUAAAUAAUAAUCAAGUUAUUGGUGCUUCAUCGUCUGCUCCGCAGGCAACUCUGUUCUACAAAGAACUGGAGAUCGCAUCUAACGUGAACACGCCCAAUUUUGACUUCAACUCUCGCACGCCGGUAUCUGCUUUGUCGCCAGCUAGUCCGGCGAGCUCCAAUUCGUCGAUCAUCAUCAACUCGCAGUCUUCUCCUUUACACAUUCACACCAUGCAGCCGAAGCACAGCACGUUGCACGAUCUGCUCAUGAAAAAGGACAAAUAUGUUUCCCCCGAGAACUCUCUACUGGGUCAAUCGGUGCCAAGCCGCGAGUCUCCCCUAACAUCUCCCAAUGUCAAAAUGUACCGGAGUACGUCGAGGCUAUCGUCGUCGGCGCCCACCCACCUCGGCCUCGAGCAAAUCUGGCAGAGGCGGGAGCCCAGGAAGCACUUGCUGUCCACCAGCUCGAUGGCGGAGGCGGGCUCGACUUCGUCGUUGUCGACCGGCGGUAUUCUGAGUCCCGAUCCGCAAGACUUUUCCCACGACGAGUACGACAGCGACGAUGACAGCGACAGGCACUACGAGGACUACUCGUCGGACAACACUGACGACGAGGACGACGUCGGCGGGAAACACGUGAGCAAGAAGGAGAAAUACUUUUGGCAGUACAACGUCCAGGCGAAGGGGCCGAAAGGUCAGCGGCUCAUCAUGAAAUCGAAAAUGGAGAACCCGCACAUAUUGAACGAAGUGACAGAUCCGGUAUUUAGUCCCGAUUGCUCCGUUAGGGGUAUCAAGCAUAGCGGAAAGGCGAGGAAGGGUGACGGCAACGACUUGACUCCGAAUCCGAGGAAACUGUACAAUAUCGGCAAGGAGCUGGACAAGCUGGGACGGAUCAUCAACGACAUGACCCCCGUCAGCGAGCUUCCCUUCAACGUGAGACCCAACUCGAGGAAAGAGAAGAAUAAACUCGCGUCGAGGGCUUGCCGGUUGAAAAAGAAGGCCCAGCACGAGGCGAACAAGAUUAAGCUCAGCGGGCUCGAGACUGAACACAGGCGCUACUUGAACACUAUUCAGCAAAUAAAACAGGCCAUUGCGUUGAAAUUGAAUGACUCAAACUCGGAUCAGGACGGUCUGUUUAGGAAUAUUGACAAACUCUCCAAGGGCUGCGCAAAAUCAAAGGUGGCCGGUCACACAACGGAAUACGUCAACAAAGUCCUGGACAAAAUUAAAGGCGGGAACGCCCCAUUAUCGCGAAGUUUCACGGACGACUUAUAGACGAGUGUAGGUCAAACGCAACACCGAAUCUCGAUGCGCAUUUCUUACGGCGUUUUUGCGAUCCGCCGCUCCGUUUUUGUUUAUAAAAAAUUUGAGGUUAUGGGCAUUUCCGCGUGGUGGCUGGAAAGGUGUGCUGCAGCAAUUUUGUUUUCCGGAAUCGAUGGACGUUGAGUUUGUUAUAUAUUUUUUAAUUUUUUUAUUGUUUUAUCCCAGACAAAUGAUUGUGAAUUAGUCGAUUUGUUUAAUGGCGGAGCAGUACAGAUCCCAUCGUACCACAUUUUUUUACGACUGGUCUUCUAUUUUGUACAUACAAAUAGUUCCUAAUAAACAAUGCCCCCGGAAAAAAAUGGAAAUAGUAUACAAAUACUUAUAUUUUACAGUCUCGACGAUGUUGAGUUCCUGUACAUCGUUGGAUUUUAUACAGGGCGGGUUGAUAGGUAGCCCACAGUAGAACUUUAGCCCUUUAUAUUGCACCGCUGUAUAUUUUUCAGGUUAAAUAUAAACAUACAAAUGUUGGUAAAACAUUCUAAAUAGUGAGUUUAGGGAAUUAGAUCAACAGUUUACUUAAUUAAAAAAAUUCAUUUGCAUACAUCAGUGGUGCCACUAUCUGUCCCGCUCUGUACGAUUUAACCCUCAAAAAUACCCUGGCUGUGUCUUUAUACCUGAAAAAUUUGAUAUAUUUGGCAUGAAAUGCUUAUAUUGAAACAAAAAGAAAAUAUCGAGAACACAUUUAUAUCUUUUUUUUUUCUUCAGAUGUACACAUUUUAUUGGCCUGUUGCAUCGUUUAGUGCUAAUUGUAGCGAUUAAGUGUAUAUUAAGUUAUAUACAGGGUGCUCCCGGAAAGGUGUAGUUUUUUACGUCUCGACGUGAUCAAAAGUAGUAGGGAAUAUAUUUUUGAUAAGAGGUGUUUGCGGCUCACCUUGUAUAUAUAUAUUUUACUUGGCUACCGCCUAAGAAUAUUAUUAACGUACGUUUGGGGAUUUAAUUCGUAUAUUUUUGCCAGGCUAUGCUCGCGUGCGACAUUUUAUUUAUUAUUUCUGCUCAGGCAAGAGCAUAAAAAAAUGUAAUGUAACACAUGUAGGGAUAAAUCAAGUCAAUAUAUUAAGUGGUUCGGUUUAUAAAACCGAUUACUUCAUUAUCAAAUACAUAUAAUGUAAUUAAUUAUAUAUAUAAACUUUUGUGUUCAUAUUGUGAUAAAAUUAAUCAAAGCUAAGAUUUACAUAGGCGGGGCUUGGCCCAAACGAAUGUAGAUUCUUAAUUAAUGAAAUUCGAUUUUUAAUUUAAGGCUAGAAAGUGAAGAGAAAUUUAUGUCCGAUACUAUUGUCGAUUUGGGUGGGGCCUAGUCACAGCGAUUAUCGUUUUCUAGAGAACGCCAUAAAACUUCCCCUCUCUUUGGGUAACAACGUUUUGUUUUAUCAAUAAAUUUUACUAUGGACCAAUAAUGUCAGUGCCUUCGUGUAACGACACGACGUAAACAUUUGCAAAUUUUAUUUGUGGUGAAUGAGGGAGGAGUCCAAAAACCGGUGAUGUAAGAGGCAUCUCUGGAAAAUUCCAUUCUCACUCCAGGGAGUUGUAAAACAGGGAUUGUUUAAAAGAAAAAAGUUUUAUUUUGAUUGAGAAACAAUCACUUCACCUAUUUCACAAUAGUUUUGGAAACUAAGGCUGUGCAUUAGAUAGUGAUAGGGAGUUUAGGGUAUUUGUUAAGUUUGUAACGCGCGAGCCAAGUAAAAUUCAAAUUCGUUAAGUUGAAAUGGUUAGGAUUUUUAUUUGUUUGUUUUUUUUUUAACCAUCCCCUUAUAUAUAGUUUGUUAAUGGAUAAUAGAUGUUUACCUCAAAAAGAUGUAUAUUAUAACCCGUAUUCUUACAUGGAAAUAGUUACUUAUUUUUGCAGCUAUUUGUAAAACAAAAUCUUACCAAACCUACUUAAAGUCGCUAAAGAAAGUUGCCUAAAAAUUUUAUUUUUAUCAGAAGGGUAUAUAUGGAUAGUGGCACAAAAAUUCAAAAAGUUUUUUUCCCUAAUGCAUUUUUCAAAAAUAUUUAUUCUUACCACGAUUUGUUGGAAGAAAUUGAGUAUUUGUAUCCCCAUCAAUAUUAUCCUUUGCUCGUUUUAUUGCAUGUUUGUGGCAACUGCGGCGUUUUGUUUAAACAACUACCAAAUUUUUACUUCUAUGGUACUAUGCUAUGCUGAAUCAAAAGUUUAUCAGGUUCAGAGGUUCACGGUUAUAUAAUAUGUGUAUUUAUUUAAGUCGUUUUUUAUUUUAAUAUUGUAACUUCUGCCUAAAUAAAUAAAGUUAUGAUAUUAUGUCCAUCGCUAGGCUUAGUAUUCUUUCCCUCCUACUGCAGAUUGCCGAAGUAUUUAUAAAUAUAAUAAUAAUAAUUUCUCUG
This is a messenger RNA of Cylas formicarius (sweet potato weevil), 4795 nucleotides long. It is a transcript of the gene REPTOR, whose product is annotated as protein CREBRF homolog. Gene Ontology annotation, biological process: response to unfolded protein; regulation of transcription by RNA polymerase II. The coding region runs from base 602 to 2410 and encodes 602 amino acids. Gene Ontology annotation, molecular function: DNA-binding transcription factor activity, RNA polymerase II-specific; RNA polymerase II transcription regulatory region sequence-specific DNA binding. Lineage: Eukaryota; Metazoa; Arthropoda; Insecta; Coleoptera; Brentidae. Gene Ontology annotation, cellular component: nucleus. The transcript is spliced from 7 exons. The record is from RefSeq and is a predicted model, not a curated record.